AUGGCACCGUCGCGUAAACAGAGCAACGGCAGAUCACCAAUAGUGAAUCCACAGCGCCAAAUAACUGCCUUCUUCUCCAAAACGACAACUCCUUCUCCAUCUCCUUCUCCGGCACUCUCUAAAAAGCAAAUCUCCAUAUCUGAUACUGAACCUAACCCUAACCCUAGCCCUCAAUUCCAAGACGCUAGUUCUAGCCCAACUACUCCUUCGCCACUCCAAUCUAAGCCUAGAAAACCCCUACUAGUCAUUGGACAAACCCCGUCGCUAUCUCCUUCAACAACUGGAGUGUAUGGCAACGAGGUGGUGGAGAAGAGGAUUAGGGUUUACUGGCCGUUGGAUAAGAGCUGGUACGAGGGUUGUGUCAAAUCUUAUGAUGGUGAUUCGAAGAAGCAUUUGGUACAAUAUGAUGAUUUCGAAGAGGAAUUGUUGGAUUUGAGCAAUGAAAAGAUUGAGUGGGUUGAGCCAAGUGUUAAAAAAUUUAAGAGGUUGCGCAGGGGUUCUUUGGGUUUUAGGAAGAUGGUGCUUGAAGAUGAAGAGAUGGAGAAUGUUGAGGAGGAUAUUAGCGGUGCUGCUGGUGAUGAUGAUUCGAGUGAUGAAGAUUGGGGAAAGAAUGUGGAGAAGGAGUUUAGUGAGGAGGAGGAUGUGGAUUUGGUGGAUGAGGAAGAAGAGGAUGAUGGCAAGAAAGGAAAGAGAGGUGCGAAGAGUGAUUCGAGGAAAAGGAAAGCGAGUGGAGAAGGUGGGAAGUUGGAUUUGGGAAAGAAGGUAAAGAGUGGUGGGGAUGUGAGUACUGGGGAAUUCAAGGUUUCAGUUCUGGAUCCUGUAAAGAAUAAGGAGAAUAGGAUGUUUAAUGGCUUUGGUAAUGCCUUGAUGAAUGACGCAUCAGAAAGGUUUAGCAUGCGUGAAGCUGAGAAGUUUCCAUUUCUUGGAGGAGAACGCAUGGAUGCAACGAGAAGGCGUCCUGGAGACGUAGAUUAUGAUCCCAGGACUCUACACUUGCCCCCUGAAUUUGUAAAGAGUCUAACAGGUGGCCAGAGACAAUGGUGGGAGUUCAAGUCAAAGCAUAUGGAUAAGGUUUUAUUUUUCAAGAUGGGCAAGUUUUACGAACUUUUUGAAAUGGAUGCCCAUGUAGGAGCUAAAGAACUAGAUUUGCAAUAUAUGAAGGGAGAACAACCUCACUGUGGUUUUCCAGAGAAGAACUUCUCGAUGAAUGUGGAGAAAUUGGCUAGAAAGGGUUAUCGAGUUCUUGUUGUAGAGCAGACAGAAACACCAGAACAGUUAGAGCUUCGACGCAAAGAGAAAGGUUCUAAAGACAAGGUUGUAAAACGUGAAGUAUGUGCGGUGAUUACAAAAGGAACACUAACUAAUGGGGAAUUUCUUUCAUCAAAUCCUGAUGCUUCUUAUCUAAUGGCACUGACUGAAAUUAGCCAGGGUUUGACAAACCAAAGUUUUGAGCGGAUUUUUGGUGUUUGUGUUGUUGAUGUCACCACUAACAGAAUUAUCCUUGGACAGUUUGGGGAUGAUGCUGAGUGCAGUUCAUUGUGUUGUCUAUUAUCUGAGCUGAGGCCCGUAGAAAUUAUAAAACCUGCUAAAGUGCUUAGUUCUGAAACUGAGAGAGUACUGGUGAGACAUACUAGAAAUCCCUUGAUCAAUGAGUUGGCUCCUCUCUCAGAAUUCUGGGAUGCAGAGAAAACUGUUCUGGCAGUCAAAACUAUCUAUAAGCAUAUUGGUGAUCAUUCAGCUUCUGGACCCUUAAAUAAAACAGAUUUGGAUGCAUGUACCCCUGAUGUUCGAGAAGAUUGGCCAAGCAGGCUACCCGGCAUUUUGUCAGAGUUUGUUAAUAAAGGUGAAAAUGGAAGCCUUGCUCUCUCAGCUCUUGGAGGCAUUCUCUAUUAUCUAAAACAGGCUUUUUUGUACGAGACAUUGCUUAGAUUUGCAAAAUUUGAAUCACUUCCUUGCUCUGAUUUCUGUGAGGUUGCUAAGAAACCAUACAUGAUUCUUGAUGCUGCUGCCCUGGAGAACCUCGAGAUUUUUGAGAACAGCAGAAAUGGAGACUCUUCUGGGACACUGUAUGCGCAAUUGAAUCAUUGUGUGACACCAUUUGGAAAGAGGUUACUGAAAACAUGGCUAGCAAGACCAUUAUACCAUUUGGGAUCAAUUAUAGACCGCCAGGAUGCUGUAGCAGGUCUGCGGGGGGUAAAUCAGCCCAUGAUGCUCGAAUUUCGAAAAGCAUUGUCUAGGCUUCCGGACAUGGAGCGGUUGCUUGUACGCAUAUUUUCUGCCAGCGAAGCCAAUGGAAGAAAUGCAAAUAAAGUAGUUUUAUAUGAAGAUGCAGCAAAGAAGCAGCUUCAAGAGUUUAUAUCUGCUCUACAUGGCUGUAAAUUAAUGGCCGUAGCAUGUUCUUCACUUGCUGUCAUUUUGGAAAAUGUGGAGUCUGGACAGUUGCAUCAUUUGUUAACACCUGGUAAAGGUCUUCCUGACAUCCUUCCAAUUCUUAAACAUUUUAAGAGUGCCUUUGAUUGGGUAGAAGCCAACAAUUCUGGUCGUAUAAUACCUCAUGAAGGUGUUGAUAUAGAGUAUGACUCUGCUUGUGAAAAAGUUAAAGAGGUAGAAUCUAGUUUGACUAGACACCUGAAAGAGCAAAGGAAAUUACUAGGGGACACAUCAAUUACAUAUGUCACAGUUGGAAAAGAGGCAUAUCUGUUAGAAGUUCCAGAACAUCUGCGUGGUAGAAUUCCUCAAGAUUACGAGCUGCGUUCAUCCAAAAAGGGCUUUUACAGGUAUUGGACUCCAAGUAUUAAGAAGUUCUUAGGACAGCUCUCACAAGCUGAAUCUGAAAAGGAGUCAGCAUUGAAGAGCAUUUUGCAGAGGUUAAUUGUGCGUUUUUGUGAGCACCAUGACAAGUGGAGACAAUUAGUUUCUGCAACUGCAGAACUGGAUGUUUUGAUCAGUCUUGCAAUUGCUAGUGAAUUUUAUGAAGGACCAGCAUGUCGUCCCACCAUCAUAGGUUCAUCAUCAUCAAGUGAAGUGCCAUGCCUUUCUGCAAAAAGUUUAGGACACCCUGUUCUUAGGAGCGAUUCUUUGGGAAAGGGCACAUUUGUCCCAAAUGACAUUAGUAUUGGGGGUUCUGGUGAUGCCAGCUUUAUCCUUCUCACAGGUCCUAACAUGGGUGGAAAAUCUACUCUUCUUCGGCAAGUUUGUUUGGCUGUGAUUUUGGCCCAGAUUGGAGCCGAUGUCCCUGCUGAAAGCUUUGAGUUGUCCCCUGUGGACCGCAUCUUUGUCAGAAUGGGUGCGAAAGAUCAUAUUAUGGCGGGCCAAAGUACAUUUUUAACAGAGCUUUCAGAAACUGCAUUGAUGCUGUCAGCGGCAACCUGUAAUUCAUUGGUGGCAUUGGAUGAACUUGGACGUGGCACAUCAACUUCAGAUGGACAAGCAAUAGCCGAAUCUGUUCUCGAACAUUUUGUCCACAAGGUACAGUGUCGAGGAAUGUUUUCAACUCACUAUCACCGAUUAGCUGUAGAUUAUCAGAAAGAUUCCAAGGUCUCACUGUGCCAUAUGUCAUGUCAAGUUGGAAAUGGAGUUGGAGUGGAAGAAGUUACAUUUCUUUAUAGGCUGAGACCUGGGGCCUGCCCUAAAAGCUAUGGUGUCAAUGUUGCAAGACUGGCUGGACUCCCGGACUCCAUACUUCACAAGGCUGCUGCCAAGUCCAGUGAAUUUGAGGCUUCAUAUGGUCAACCCAAAAAGAGAUCUGAAGGAAACUUGGCCGUUCAAAGUUGUGACAAGAUGGUAGUAUUAAUUCAAAGUUUGAUCAAUGCCUCAACAAGCUUGAGUUACCACGAGUCUUCUGGGAUUGGCAUCAGCUCAGUGACCAAACUUCAGGAUAAAGCUAGGAUAUUUUUGCAGCAAAAUUUUAAGUGA
Dovyalis caffra is the source of this 3915-nucleotide messenger RNA. Lineage: Eukaryota; Viridiplantae; Streptophyta; Magnoliopsida; Malpighiales; Salicaceae. The record is from the annotation of a GenBank genome assembly.